Molecule: messenger RNA, 1104 nt
Organism: Hemibagrus wyckioides
Lineage: Eukaryota; Metazoa; Chordata; Actinopteri; Siluriformes; Bagridae
Gene: ccl44
Product: chemokine (C-C motif) ligand 44
Exons: 4
Coding region: 177-578 (133 amino acids)
Biological process (GO): G protein-coupled receptor signaling pathway; cellular response to interleukin-1; neutrophil chemotaxis
Cellular component (GO): extracellular region
Molecular function (GO): CCR chemokine receptor binding; chemokine activity
Source: RefSeq, a predicted model, not a curated record
GACACAGAGCGAGGAUCACACACAAGAACAGUGAGGAGGAGGUGGGUGUGUUAGCAUGUGAGAAAGCGACAGCAGGCAAAGGGAGGGAGUCAGUGAGUGGAGAGAUAUAAAAAAAAACCCUCCAGAAGAUAGCAGAUAACAGAACACAGUCGUUUAUUUUAAACGGAAGCUUGACCAUGUUGCUGCAGACCCUCUUCAUGCUCUCUGCAACUGUUUUUUUCGGCUAUCUGGAAGGGAAGGGUGUUCAGAUGCAGCGGGACGUUCAGUGUUGUAUGCAGUACUCGCAGCAGAAUGUGCGGACCAAAGACGUUCUGAAGUUUGAGGUGCAGACUGAGGGGCCAGACUGCAGCAUAAAAGCCAUCAUAUUGUACACUAAGAAGGUGGUGAAGUGUGCAGACCCCCGGGACAGGAAAGUGAAGAGAUUACUGAAGAAACUGAGGCAGAGAGCCAAAGCCCACAAGUCCAUGCAGGUUCUGCCGCAAAGACGUUUGCCUGUCAUGUCAAAGGAGAGGCUCCAGAUUAACCACAGCUCUGACCAAGUCAUCACCGAAAGUGACCGGACCACGAUGACCCACUAGGCUCAUACAAAUAUAAAGGCUGCACAAAUAUAGAAAAUGUAACACAUUUCAGUCAAUCAGUCGUUUUUAGUUGGAUUCAUAUGAACAAAUGGAUGAAGUUUAUUGGUUAGAAUAUGGAACUUGAGGAACCAGGUUUUUUUCUGAUGAAAGGAAAAUGGUGCUUUAAAUAACUGUGGUGUCAGAAAUACAGGUGAGAUUUUAUUAGAUUUCAAACAAAUAUCCAAAUUGCUAGGCAGGACAGGUCAGAUGACAGGCUGUGGUCAGUCAAGGAAUAAACAGAGUAACGAGAGCUAGCAAAAGACAAAAUCCUAAAGCAAAGUAAAAGUUAAUACUCAGUCUGGAUAGUGUCACAUUAAGCAGAACAGAGUGUACGCUUCACAACAUGAAAGUGAUAACAAAAUACUUUAAAGCGUGGUAGUGGAUCCAGUAGGGCUGUUUUUCUGGGGGUCUUUACAAAGGGGUAUACAGUGACUGGAAUUAAUGCAUGAUAAAUCCAACUUAUUGAUGAUUAUUAUUACUGUUUCUU